AUGUCGAGGUCGCUGCAACGCAGACGGCAAUCGAUGCGGAGACUGCAUAGCUCUCAACCUCCAAGCUCGCUCGAGCAGCACAUCCUCGUCGUCCUCGACCAACUCCAGACCAUCGGCUGCGUACUCGGCAAUGACGUCAUCCUUUGCUUCCCUCAAGCAACUCAAUUCGGCUCCCACGAGGGCUUCGUAGUCGUCGACGAGGCGACCGAACUUGUAACGACUUGA
This is a messenger RNA of Ascochyta rabiei, 225 nucleotides long. RefSeq lists its product as uncharacterized. The transcript has a single exon. NCBI's taxonomy places the organism in Eukaryota, Fungi, Ascomycota, Dothideomycetes, Pleosporales, Didymellaceae. The record is from RefSeq and is a predicted model, not a curated record. The coding region runs from base 1 to 225 and encodes 74 amino acids.